AUGUCAAUGGACCCAUACCAGCCUCUGGAGCGCAGCGAUAGUAGUGGUGACAGCUCGUAUUCCUUGCUCACUGAGCAAGAGACUGUCAGAGCCGCGGAAGUUGCUGCAAGACAGGCAGUCGACCCGCAAAACCUUCUUGCCCAACAACAAUCCCACGCACCGCCUCCGGUGCUGGCUUAUUACCAAGCACCCCCUCCGGCUCAAUACCAAGCGCCCCCUCCAGCUCGAUUCUUUUCCCCACAACAACAACAACCGCAGGCACCAAAUGCGGCACAUCAGCGGAAUCCACUCAUCCAAGCUCAAUGGGGAAACUCAAUUUCUGGUGGUUGUCACCAACAUGCCUACAAACAACCACCGGCAAGACCUCCCGGUCCGCCAUCUUUCCUGCAACAUCCAUAUCGUGGUCCCCAGUCAACUGAUCAUUGCUUGCCGCAUGCAGUGCCGCAACAGCCACCACCCGAAGAACAGCGCUUUUUAGCGCAACAGGUGGCACUGCAGCAGGCCCAAAUUGCGCAACUGCAAACACAGAUUGGAGAGAUGCGUAGGAAUGGCCACAUGGUGGCCUCCUCCUCAAAUUCAGCCAGUCCAUCAAUCUCUCUGGAGCAUCUUGAGAGCGCCGUAAUUCUGAAACACGACUUUAAAAAAGAAGACGAAAACUUGAAUGAGUUGUCAAAACUCUAUAAGAACCAGCGCGUCUUUAUCAAGGCAUGUACAAACCCUCGAGUGGAUCAGCCCUAUGACUUGCUCAAACUCCAAGAGUUUCUCAAGUUUGUCUUUGAAUGGAUUCCAGGCCACCAAAGGCUCAACGAAGACGUAUCUUUUUGGGUCCUAGAAGACAGGCUGACUAAGUCACUACCCUCAGGAUACAUACCUUUGGACUGGAAAGAUGACAAGUACCCCCAUGUUCUUGGAGAAUUACAUGGUAAGCGUUUUGUCAGAGCCAGCAUUGCGUGCAUCGUUCAUGACCUGGUUGGUGCUAGACACGUGUGCAAAGAGUGCAAGAAACGUAACAAGCGCAGGAGAGACCAAGAAGAUGACACCGAAAGUGAUGUUGAUGAUGAUGAUAGUGGCAGCUCUGGUGGCAGAGACAAUAAGCCUUGCCGUGACGGGGAUCAUCAAAUGGAAGACAGCAACAACGGCAGCGGAGGAGGGUCUGGUAGUACAUGUAGCAGAAAGAAGCGAAGCACAAAGAAGAAACAAAGAGGAAACGGAGGAAAGAAAUCCGAUUCCGCUGUUCGACGUGCUUACAUUGACUAUCCAAGUGAUGGCACAAGCAGCUUUGAUAGCGAUGACGAGUCCAUGAUCUUCACGGACGCCAGUACCGACAGCGACAGUGACGACAGCCACGACGAUGAUGGCGAUGAUGAGGGGUCCGCUGGUCAAAGUGGUUCUCCUUCAGAAGUCUGUUCUGGGCAGGAUCGUCAAGACCGCGAAGAACCUAUGAGGCGACGGAAACCGCUCGAAAGCCUUGAGGAUCAGCAGAAUGACAUGGAGGCUGUGAGGAACAACCAAACUGCCGAGACUCAAAUCUUGCCAGAGAGUCCGGCCAUCAUAGAGGAGGAGAAGAUUGCUGAAAUGGAAUCAGUCGACCAUAUGAACAAGGACGAGCAUCCUGAAAUUUCGACUGACAACAAGGCGGGGACGGAACUCAUCAGUGAAGCUCAAGUGGAGGACAAGGCGAUCCAUGCCGAGAUCCUUGGUGAAACCCUUCCUGCUUAUUGGCAGCCGACAACGGAAGCAAGUUCUGCCCACACGUUCACUGAGGCUGAAAUGGAAGAGCUUCGAUUCGCUCUGCCCGACGUUCCGCCAAGCAUGGCAGAGACUAAAGGCCAACCCGAGAAAAAAUGGUCAACCGAUGAGAGGGCAGCAAUGAUGAGCCUCAGCAGAGGUCAACGUGAUCCAAACGAAAACAAAAUCUGCCUUCGGGCCCCGAUUCCCACCCAAUCACGGAGUGCCGACGCUUCAAACACGGAAAAAUUGAGAACCUUAAGUACAGCGGUACCGCAAGGUUUACAGGGGUUUAGAGGACCGCAAUGGAUCUUCCCACACACAGAGGAAAAGAGCACUCGGAAUCAUGAACAGCAAUCACGAUCAGUACCGGUAACAUCCAGAACAACAACAACAACCACAACAAAAGUCCCAGCAGCAACUCCCAUUAGUUUACAGCUGCCUCGUAAAGGAAGCUUCCAGCAGACGACCCACUACCACGAUACCAACACAAACACAACCAUGUCGGACGACAAUGGAAGUGACGGCUCAUGGCAAGAUGUAGCCAAGGCGGCGCAGAAGCCAUGGGCUUGUGCUGUUUGCACUCUAGAGAACCCACCCGAUUUCUUGGCGUGUCAAGUCUGUGGCACGACGCGAGACACGACGGAGGUUGCCAAGCGGACGUCUGCGAAGGGCAAUAAUUUAGUGGAGCCGCCAACUGUAAUCAAAAAGAAGGAGGAACCGGCUGCCAUCAGCCCGCCCAAGCCUGACGAAAUCCUCGAUUUGUUGAGCAAGUACGGACACGCCACGUUUGACCAUGGCGGCAGGGUCGUCUCUGUGGAGAGCUCUCCUGGACGAUCCUCGUGCUUUUGCUUUUCCACAUGGUUCGCCUGUGGCGACGACGACAAGGCAAACUUCCAAAGUCUGCUGCAACAAGCGAUGGAACUGAAUUUCACGUACUUGCAACGACCCGGCAAGGGCGGUUGUCUGGGAUGGGACACAGAAAAGAAUCAGCUUUCCUACAGUUGGUGCACGGAAAAUAGUAGUUCAUCAUCCAAGAAACCAUUCCAAUCCAUGUUGGAACACUAUUUGAAGACUGCAAUCGAGCUUGCCCAGACAUUCCGCAACGAUCAUGACUCCAAACCCAAUUCCAAACUCCCCCAAAAACGCAACGUCAGUCGUAGUAGAUCUCCACGAAGGAAACAUUCGCCUUCCCGCGACAAGACCAAUGCAGCGCCCCAGAAAUUCAAGUCGGCGCCAGUAGUCGAGUACAACAGCUUUCUGUCCCUCAUCCAACAACAAGACGUGUCAGGUCUCUUUCAAUGGAUGUCCGAUUAUUGCGUGAACAAGAAUGAAAGGGGGGACAACACGGUUGUGGUCUUGGAGGCAUUGAUGGGGUUUGUUGAGCAAGACGAAAGUUUACGGAACCAAGCUGUCGCACUCGGACCAACUGCCCUGCAACCCUUACUGGAAACACUGUCAUCAUGGAACCACCGUCCGCUAGCCGGUAUGAUUCUGGCCUAUCUCCUCUGCUCCCACCGCCCGCUGCAACACGUCCACAAAUACCAAGACCAAAUCCAGGGUUCCUUAUUCGAUCAAGCACUAGACGAGAAAGACGGAAUACCCAGCACCAAAAUUCGAUACGUUGUGGGAGCUGCCAAACGAUGUUGGGAUGGCCGAAGGAUGUCAUCACAAACGGACUACUAUGAUGACCUCUUUGCGGCGAUUCAAUCACACAGACAGCAACAAGCCACGGACAAGUUGAUCGACAUGCUAACAACGCAAGAACAGAAUGAAUUGUGGCAGUAUCCGCAGCUCCAAGUGACGAUUGUGGUGUAUUUGAUCAACGCUGUCGAAACGGACGCCACGCUGGGAGACAAGAUCGUUCCCGCCGUGCCGUGUCUCCUGGAGACCUUUUAUGCGACCCCUUCGAGUGAUCGCGAAACGCGUACCGUGUGUGCCAUGCUCGUCGCCUUGUUGCUGCGUUCUGACAGCCUGUUGAUCGCGGCGGACGACGUUCAAAAACAGGCCAUUCGAGAUUGCGUCGAGUUUCUCUGUUCCGCCACGGGAGAUCUUACCGUGUACCAGCCAAUCGGCACGGGGGUGGCGAAACGACCCGCCGUCGAUUUGCAAAUGUCGCUCCAAGGCAUUGUCUAUGCCGGUGAAAAGGCACGGUCACUGCUAGCGCGAGGACCGGUGCAUGUCGCUCCUCCCGUCGCCACGUUCAAGUUUUGGGCGUGUGCAUUCUGUCCACUCAAAGAGAAUCCCUUGGACGUGGCGGUUUGUCAAGCCUGCGGCAAACAGAAAUCGGGACAUGCAAAGAAGGCUCCUCCCAAGCUCGCUCGUCCCGGUAUGGUGACCAGGGCUCGAUCCGUGCUCACCAACUGGAAACACUUUGCCGCCCACCUCAAAGCAGUGUCCACCUGCACCGAUGAUCCUCCAAGGCAACUACAAUUGGCUGUAGAUUUGAUGAAAUCGGUCGAGCAUGAUGCCAAUGCCAGGGAAUGCAUGGUCUCGAUGGAUUCAUUCCACUACUUGCUUUCCAUCUUUCGAGACACAUCGGAACGGGACCGAGAGCUCCGAACAGCCGUAGCGUUGAUACUGGCAUAUUUGCUCCGGUCUUGUUACCCUCAAAAGAUCCCUGCCCUCAACAAAGAAAAGCGACAAGAAAUCAUGAGGAUCCUGGACUUUUUGCAAGACAACAAGCGUGAAAUCAUGAUUGGAGGAACAGAAAUGAGCCCACAAGCUCUGAUAUAUGUGUCUUCGCAAGCCAGGAACUAUUUCAAUCACAUUGACGCGCACGACACAAGAGAAACCCGUCUAGUUUCCAGCAAGUCAAAAGCAACAAUUUCUGGCCCAGCAGUGAAGAGAGACAAGAACGUUGGCCUGGCAGCUUGGAGCAUUGAACCCUACCUGCAUUUUCUGAAAUCCAACAACGAGGAAAGAAAGCUUGAUGCAGUCGUAUCGCUGAUGAAGAUUGCCAAAACUAGCCCCACGCAACGAGCUUUGAUGCACAACUACGGCAUUGCAACACGGUUGGUUGACAUAGUGUUCGCUGAUGGAAGCGCCGAGCUGAAGGUUGCUGCAGCUCUGACAUUAGCAUACAUCAUGCCGGGAGGGGAUGAGUCGGCCUCACCCAGACCGUUUGAUGAGACAAGUGAGAUUCUUAGAGUCUUGGAGGCGUGUGGAGGCAGAGAUUUUACUGUGAAUGGUGUCGAAAUCCCAUCGCAGGAACUGGAGUGGGCACUGGACAUCUUUCGAAGAUCCGCUUCUCCCAAUCAGGUUGCUAAAGUCGAUUUCGCUCGAAGUGGCACCACUAGGGAAAGUUUGACCUGCGACGAUGAUGUGAAACAAAGCAAGCAAAUGACCACCUCAAACCUGGACCUGGAAUAUCUCUACCGAGAAAAGGAUGUCACCAGGCUAUUGGGUUUACUGCGUGCCCGAACAUGCAGAAUGCUUGACGCUGCUUUGCUACUUUUCUCAUUGCUCAAGCGCAACUCAGAUAUUGGGGAAAGAGAUGUUUCCAGCAACGGCCUCAGCUGCCUUCUGGACAUCUUUUCGGACUGGGCAAACACCUCCGAUGAAUUGCGUCUGGCGGUGGCUUUAGUAGUAUCCUUACUGGACCCCUCGGUGGAGCUAUCUUUCGAAUUGAAAAAAGGCUCCUUGAAUUGCGUCAAGUUUCUUGAGAAUCAUCGUUCCGAGGCCCAACGAAUAAGAGCAAGAGCUUCGAACAAGGUGAAUGCAGCCAUGGAGUUCAAGCUCGAGCCCACUUCCUAUAACUACGUCCAAGAAAAUGGCAACGCGGGGAUACUUCACGCCAAUUCACUUGGUCUUGUGUGCAACGCAACUUCUUGGACUUGGGAUGUCGUCAUUGAUUGCAAGCCUCAAACGAAGGCGUAUGUGAAGAUUUCUACAUCGGAUCCCAACUGCCCUACCAUGACUCUCAACAUGCAGAACCAGGAAACGGCACGGCUAUUGAUAGAUGAUGCCCUUGGCCGCAAAAGGCUUUCGAGUGCUCAGCAUAUAGAUGCAUCAUCAGGUGAUGAAACCGAUUCAAUCAGCGACGACGCAGUGCUAACCGUACCUCGGUAUUUGGACAUAUCCUUUGCUGAUAAGCCUGGAUUCCUUGGUGUGAGCGUUCACCAUCUCGAGAACUUCUUCUUGCCUCAAGUCAAGAAAACCAGGGGUCUGAAAAGUGGUUCCAAGUUCUACGAAAUUGAAAACCUCCAAAAGGCAACAGGGUUUGUGCGUGAACAAGGGAAAUCCACCAUCUGCCCAAUUGACGGCAGAUUGGGAGCCGCUUAUGUGCAUUGUCUCAAAGGGCAGGACCAUGUGGGGCUAGCCAACCACAUGCUCAGCUGGACGUGGAGUUAUUCUGUCAAAAAUGUAGUGGAAACUCUUGUCUGGUAUUGCGAGAAAAAUAAGUAUGACCCCAAGAGAGUUUAUGUUUGGAUCUGCUGCUUAUGCCUGAAUCAGCAUCGAGUUGUUGAAAAGUCCAACGACUCGGAGGUUGGCAAGUCUGGAAUGGACAGUGCAGACUCGUCGGUAGAUUUUGAAAAUGAAUUUCAACGCAGGGUGCUGGGCAUUGGUCGUGUCUUGAUCAUGAUGCGCCCAUGGAGCGAUCCUGAAAAUCUACAAAGGGUCUGGUGUGUUUUCGAGUGCUUUAUGGCCUACUACAGCGGCUGCGAAGUCUCAAUUGUGAUGCCACCAGCCGAGCAUGACCGGAUGGGUAUAGACCUUUUCUCUUCUUUUGGAUAUGAGCAUGGGAUUGAUUCCCUUUAUGAAGCUUUGAAUAACGUGGAUUUGGAGAAGGCAAAGGCGUCGGUGGAGCAGGAUCGUGUAAGGAUCCUACAGCUGAUUCGGGAACGGAUCGGUUUUGAUGAAGUCAACAUGUUAGUCCGGGAUAGGCUUCGGCUUUGGGUGAGACAAGUCAUUGACUCCUUAGUCAAGCUACGAGAAAGUAAUGAGCUCGACAACAGCAGAUUGGGCCCUGAGGGUGAUUCUCUUAUGGGAUCGGAGACUGACAUAGUCACAGACAAAACUGCCAGAUUGGACUAUUGCAAGUUUCUGAAGCAAGUUGGAGAUAUAUACGAAAAGUACGGUGACUUGCCUUCCGCUCACAACAUGUUCAACAAGUGCUUGUCACUCAAAGUUGCAAUCCAAGGUGAAGCCCACUUGGAUGUUGCUGACGCUUGCACUGACCUGGGUCGAACACUUUUCUCUCGAGGAAUGCUCAAGAGUUCAAUGGAGAUGUACCUUCGAGCGAUGCGCAUCCGAGAAAGAGUUGGGGGAGUCGAUGCGGACACGUCAUCAACUUAUUUCCUUGUGGGUCAACUGCUGGGAGAGAUGGGUGACAGUGAUGAGGCCAUUGCAGAGAUGCAGAAAUGCUUGGCCAUGCAGGAACACCUAGAAAAACAUCGCGAGGCAGCUUUUACACGUGCUCACAUUGCCAUGCUGCUCGGCGAAAGCAACCUGGAGGCUCUAAGGCAGCAGGGUUUGAAAAUGGCACGCAGUUCGCUGGCAGCGCUUGAGGGUAUCUGGCAAAGAAAGAACCACCCGGACAUUGCCUUUUGUUACUACGUGAUGGCAAACAGCUUGAAAGAGUCCAAUGUCGAACAGGCAUUGUUGAUGAUAAACCAGUGUCGCACAAUCCAAGAAUCAGUGCUGGGAAAACGCCACCCCUCUCUAGCAAUCACAUACAACUGUCACGGUGAUAUAUUGCGGCGUCAAUACCGACUGCAUGACGCCAUGGAGCAAUAUCAAAAUGCGUUGAGGGUGUACCAAGAAACCAUUGGAUCCAGUCCGGUCAAAAUUGCACGUACCUACGCCAACAUGAGUGUGGUGGCAUCGUUCUUGAAGAGUCACGAGGAAGCAACAGAACUCCAUGAUGGUGCACUCGCAUCGAUUGAAUCGUCAUCCGAAGCUAUGGAUCAGGAGUUGGUGCUGAUAUACAGCACCGCUGGCGAAGAGUUGUUUGAGAGGAAUCAGCAUGACCUGGCUGUCGUUUUGUUUCGUCGAGGAUUGGAUGUGAUGGGAGCCAUGCUCGGAAAGGAUCAUCCCGACCUUGCAGCUGGUCAUGAUGCUGUGGCACUGACUAUGUAUAGCAAUGGUGACUAUGCUGGGGCGCUGCAUGAGUACAAGCGCUCUCUGAACAUCAGGAAAGCACUUCUGGAAGAGGACAGCCCUGAAGUGGUGGAGACCACCCAGCUCAUCCGUCGCACCACAAUUCAGAUCUUGGAACGACGAGGCAGCAUGCUUGGUUUCAUUACUCAAUAA
Molecule: messenger RNA, 7983 nt
Organism: Seminavis robusta
Lineage: Eukaryota; Bacillariophyta; Bacillariophyceae; Naviculales; Naviculaceae
Source: the annotation of a GenBank genome assembly